ACACUCCCCCUGUGAUUCGCGGGAAAAGUUAAAAAUGGCGGCGAAGGGAGUUUGAAGUUCAGCGUCAGCAGAGACACAGACGCCGAAGACACAGAGACACAGACCGUCUCCUUGACUGUGUGUUUGUCGGACAAAGCACCAGUCUUUCUGUGGAUUAGAGCACCGGACGGUGGAGGAUGUUCGAGGAUGCUGUUGAGGCCUUUUGUGGUCUGGAGCCUCAGUUGUCACCAGUAGACGAGACUGGUCACAGGGGUAAUGGCCAGGAGAAGGGGGAGGAGGAAGAGGAGGAGGAAAUGGAGGAGGGGUCCAGUCUGAGUGUGGGGCAGUUUGUCCUGUGUCAUUGGUCGGAUGGACUCUACUACCUGGGCAAAAUACAGAGGGUGAGCCCCCCCAGGCAGAGCUGCUUUGUGACCUUUGAGGACAACUCCAAGUUCUGGGUCCUCUGGAAGGACAUCCAACAUGCCGGAGUGCCGGGGGAGGAGCCUCGCUGCUCCGUGUGUCGGGGGGUGGAACCAACUACUGACAGCCUUUCAAACCAAAACCAUAUUCUCAUCUGUGGGAAGUGUGGUAUCGGGUUCCACCAACAAUGUCACAGUCCUUGUGUGGAGGGAAACAGCAUUUCUAGUCCCUGGUUCUGUAGACGCUGUGUAUUCGCUCUGGCUGUCAGGAAAGGUGGCGCUCUUAAAAAAGGUCCAAUUGCCAAAGCACUUUCCGCCAUGAAGCAGGUCCUUGUUUAUGACCUGGACUCCCUCGACUGGGACUCGCAGCAUCGGAACAAUCAGCAGCAGUGUUAUUGUUACUGUGGCGGCCCCGGAGAGUGGUACCUGAAGAUGCUGCAGUGCUUUAGGUGUAACCAGUGGUUCCAUGAAGCCUGCACCCAGUGUCUGCAGGAGUCGAUGAUGUUCGGUGACAGGUUUUACCUCUUCAUCUGUUCGGUGUGCAAUAAAGGAACAGAGUACGUCCGGCGUCUGUCCCUGAGGUGGGUCGACCUGGUUCACCUGGUUCUCUACAACUUGUCCGUCAGCAGCAAGAAGAAGUACUUUGAGCUGGAUGAAAUUCUCGCCUUUGUCUCGGCGAACUGGGACUGUCUGCAGCUCGGAAAGCUGUCUAACACUCCCCCACCAGAGAGGGGGCAGCACCUUCUGGAUGCUUUAAACAAAUACAAGAGCAAGUUUCUGUGUGGAAAGGAGAUAAAGAAGAGGAAGUGCAUCUUCCGACUGAGGACCAGAGUUCCUCCCAACCCUCCUUCCAAGCUCUUCCCUGAGCGUUCUGCAAACGAGGGAGGGAGGGGAAGCAAGAAAAGAGCGACACGAAACAGUUCGGCUGAAAGGAAGAAGAGGAAGUCCAAGUGGCUUUUGGAGGACGCCAUACCAAAUAACGAGUUGUCCUACAGCUGGACGUCCAACCACCACAUGGCCAACAUCUUUGAUUUUACUCUCGAUGAACUGCAGAGCCUGAAGAGUUCUUCCAGUAGAACAGUCAGCAUUGAUCAGGACUCCACUGAUGCCUCCACUUCCGGUUCUGCUACAACUAGCACCUCCUACCACUUUAGGAAGAGGGUGGGCAGCAGGAAGAGGAAGUUACCUAGCAACAGCUUCAACAAUUGGGCCAAUCACAGUGAAGCCGGGGAGGAACUCGGAGGGGAGGAGCUUUCUGGAAUCCUGGAGGAUAAAGAAGCUACAAACCAUGCUCAACUGCCAACAGACUCCUCCCACUUCCUUUCAGACUCCUCCCAGCUCCAAUCUGACUCCUCCCACCUCCAUUCCUCCAUCACUUCGUAUUUCGGAGUGGCUGGCAGACUGACCAACGGCGAAAAGUAUCAGGUGUUAGCGCGGCGUAUCACUCCUCAAGGUACAGUCCAGUACCUGCUGGAAUGGGAGGGGACAACACCAUAUUAGGUCAUUGGCAGAGAAACAAGGUUUGGGAUUUCCUGUGAUGCUUUGAUUCCUCUCCCUCCACUCAGUCCAAUCGCAUACAACUGGUUGGUUAAGUUCUUACGUACCAAAUACCUAAUGUAGUACUGUAUACACAGGACAGCCUCACCUGACUGAGCACGUAUUUCUGAAGUCACUCAUUUCAUGAAGGGUUAGAUUUCUAACCAGGGUUCGAAGAUCCAAGGUCUUCUUUUACAAUUUUUUAAAGAGAACUGUUCGUCAUGUUUUGUCAGCUAUUUAACUGUUCUACAUUCUUAUUAUGGUCCUUUUAAAUCCGUUACGUGCGAUGGCUUUUACAGUAAAGCCUAGUAGCUGGUGUACACCAGGGGUGUCAAACUUAUUUUGGUUCAGGGGCCAUUACAUGUCAAGAGAGCCAGAACAGUACAAUCAAACAUAAACCAAUAAGUUGAUGUUUGUCCCCUUUGUUUACAUGCAACUAAAUACCAGUAUAUUGUAAAAAA
This is a messenger RNA of Cynoglossus semilaevis (tongue sole), 2395 nucleotides long. RefSeq names its product PHD finger protein 19 (gene phf19). Lineage: Eukaryota; Metazoa; Chordata; Actinopteri; Pleuronectiformes; Cynoglossidae. Gene Ontology annotation, biological process: negative regulation of gene expression, epigenetic. The transcript has 14 exons. Gene Ontology annotation, molecular function: chromatin binding; DNA binding. Gene Ontology annotation, cellular component: nucleus. Bases 177 to 1898 code for a protein of 573 amino acids. The record is from RefSeq and is a predicted model, not a curated record.